Molecule: messenger RNA, 538 nt
Organism: Macrosteles quadrilineatus (aster leafhopper)
Lineage: Eukaryota; Metazoa; Arthropoda; Insecta; Hemiptera; Cicadellidae
Product: ejaculatory bulb-specific protein 3-like
Exons: 3
Coding region: 40-402 (120 amino acids)
Source: RefSeq, a predicted model, not a curated record
CUGCUGGUAGCUACAGAACACAAACACACCAGCACCAGUAUGUACGCAGUUGUAUUGUUAGCGAUAGUGGCGCUGGCGGCGGCAGAGGACGGCUACACGACCAAGUUUGACAAUGUGGACAUUGACAGCAUCCUACAGAACGACCGCCUGCUCAAGAACUACUUCAACUGUUUGAUGGACAAGGGACCCUGCACUGCUGAUGGAAACGAGCUCAAAAAGAACCUGCCCGAGUCACUGGAGAAUAAUUGUGCCAAGUGCUCAGAGAAGCAGAGAGCCAACUCCGAGAGAGUUCUCAAGUACAUCUACAAGAACAAGCCGGACAUGUUUAAGGAGCUAGAGUCUAAGUACGACCCGAACAACAAGUACAGGAAGCUGAAGGAGUCGAUUGAAGGAGAGGAAUGAAGAAGAUUCGUCAGUUGAUCAAAAUUAACAACUAACGAUCAAUGGAAAAUUUAUUUUGCAAUUUAUUCACUUAUUUCUCUGUAAGAUAAUGUUCUUUUCCUUAAAAAAAUAUCAAUUUUAUCUCACAGCAAUAUUA